Pocillopora verrucosa is the source of this 5201-nucleotide messenger RNA. The record is from RefSeq and is a predicted model, not a curated record. Lineage: Eukaryota; Metazoa; Cnidaria; Anthozoa; Scleractinia; Pocilloporidae.
UUUUCGACUCUGGAUGAUUAGUGACAGGAACCUUUAUUCUUUACUGUAGUGAUAGUAUUACAGCUUUGCAGUUCAUCUCCGGAAUAUUUCGACACAGACAGUUACCGAACUUAACUGAGAAAUCGUUCGAGUGAAUAUGGCCUCUUCAGUGAAAUACAGUGAAGAACAGCUAAACUACUUCAGGAUUUGUUACGUUACCACUGACAUCUUGACCGAGGGACUGCGAGAAAUCUUCAAACAAGAAUGGGAUAGUCGAUACAAGGCCACGUUAGGAGAAUGGAAAGAUGAUCCCAAAAAUGGACUGGAUUUCUGGAAUGGCGAAUCGCUACGGAAUCAAAAGAAGCAUGCACGUCUAUUAACAACCAUGACCAAAGGCAAUAGAGCUGAGUGGGAUUGCACCAUGCUGUUUUAUGCCAUUCUUUUUUCCGAUUGCAUCCAUAGUCUCAAUCCAGUCGUCUGGUCAAAUGUGGAUAAACUCAGGCUGUUUCGGAACGAAGAGUUCGCUCAUAUUGCACGAGGUCGCCUCUCAGACGUAGAGUUUCAAAAUGCCAUUGGCAAAGUGGAAAAUGCAUUUUUAGCUCUCGGUCUUUCCAUUGUGAAAAUUCAAGACGUAAAAACCCAAACGUGUUUUCCCACAGAGCAGUUGAUACAUGUUUUGAAGAAGGUGGACGACCUCAAGCAGGAAGUUCAGGAAAAAGAAAGAGAAGUUCAGGAAAAAGAGAAAGAAGUUCGGGAGAAAGACAAAAAUCUUCAAGAAAAAGAGAAAGCAAUUCAGGAAAACAACAAGAAAUUGCAGGAAAAAGGAAAGGAACUUCAGCAAAAAGAAGAACAAAGACAGACUCUUGAAGAACAGUUAAACAGCGAGGCUUCUUCAUUUUGCAUUCUUCCUCCUAAGCCUUCUCAUGAUGUCGCAAAUCGAGAUUCCGAUGUAUCUAAGAUAAUUGAACAGUUAAAAGCACUGAAAAAUUCCACGGGAUUAAGUUACUUGUACUUAUCUGGAAAUCCUGGAAGUGGUAAAUCGCAGAUUGCCUCACUUGUAGCCAACAAUUUCUUUGACGAGGUCAAAGGAAGUACAUCGUUUGUAAUGACACUAAAUGCUGAAAACUCUAAAACACUUAUGGAAUCGUACGCCACUUUCGCUCGACAUCUGAAGUGCCCAGAAUACGCUGUUACUAACACACUUAUCUCCAAAGAUUUGAGUAUUGAUGAGAAGAUCAGAAGUCUAAGGACACUGAUCAGCACGAAAAUCGAGCUGUAUUCAUCGUGGCUACUGAUAGUUGAUAACGUCACCAACAUGUCUCAUCUGGAUGGUAAUUUACCUGAUCCAGGAAAUGGGCAGUGCGCAAAGGGCCAGUUGUUGAUAACAACACAGGACACCGCGUCUAUCCCGCCGUCAGGCUCAUUUAUUCAACACAUCCCAGUCAGCAAAGGUAUGGAGCCUCAUGAAGCCGGCUCUCUGUUGGAAAUGCUUUCUGGUUUUAAUGACCCAGAAAUGGAAAAAGAGGUUGCUCGUGUAUUAGACUACCAACCACUUGCCCUGGCAAGCGCUGCCACCUAUGUGAGAGAAGUAAGAAAGAACAAAUUAACUCCCAACUUUGGCUGGGAUGACUUUCUAAAGAAAUUGGACCAAGGGAAGAGAAGUACAACAGAAGCCAUGCUCUCUGGAAGUAACCCAAGUUACAAAAAGUCCAUGACUGCAGCCACAACACUUGCUGUUAAGAAGACGAUCACAACGGAUAAAGUUUUAGAGCACACUUUUCAUUUUCUUUCUGUCUGUGCACCACAUCCUUUGAGUCUAGAGAUUGUUGUAAAUUAUCUUAACAAAGUGAAUGAAGAGCUUAAAGAUCCUGAUAUACUUGCUACGAGAAUCUGCAAAUGCUCUUUGCUGUUAUUUGAAGAGGAUGACAGCGGCGUCUACAUGCGAGUGCACCAGAUUGUCCAUGACGUCAUUAAUGCUGUCAUGAAAACUUUUGCCGAAAACAAAGAGCUUGAAGCCGUUGAUGGGGCUAUACUGUCAUUCUACCAAGUUAUAGGUCAUGCUCUGGUUGAGGAUGACUCACAUACUCUUAUCAGAAGCAAGAACAUUGUUCCUCAUUUGGUCACAUUGAGCGAGAUAAUCGAUGGUCUCUUUUCAGAAGAGGGUAUAACUGACGCUAUAAAAGCCGGAUCAUCCACUCCUUAUGACUACCGGAACUAUUUCCAAACUCUUGGUCACACCUGCCAAAAACACUGUGAAUUCCGAUCAGCAUUAAGGUACUUCAACGCAACGUUGAGACUAACUCAAUGUGACGACGUGUUUGGUGACGAAGACAUUGUAAACGCAUAUGGUUACAUAGGUACUGCGUACCAUGCCCUUGGUCACCUGCAGCAGGCGAAAGAAUGUCAUGACCGUGCACUUACCACUUGUCUGAAAAAGCUCGGACCUGAACAUAUCGAAGUGGCAUAUGGUUACGAUAAUCUGGGUGCUGUGCAUCAUGACCUUGGCGACCUGCAGCAGGCAAAAAAAAGUCACGAUCGUGCACUGACCAUUCGUCUGAAAAGGCUCGGACCUGAACAUGUCGAUGUGGCAUAUAGUUACAACAAUCUGGGUACUGUACACUACGCCCUUGGUGACCUGUUGCAAGCAAAAGAAUGUCAUGAUCGUGCACUUACCAUUCGUCUGAGAAAGCUUGUACCCGAACAUGUCAAUGUGGCAUAUAGUUACAACAAUCUGGGUGCUGUGCAUCAUGAUCUUGGUGACCUGCUGCAGGCAAAAGAAUGUCAUGAUCGUGCUCUUGCCAUUCGAUUGAAAAAGCUCGGACCUGAACAUGUCGAUGUGGCAAAUAGUUACAAUAAUCUGGGUGUUGUGCAUCAUGGUACUGGGGAUCUGCAGCAAGCAAAAGAAUGUCAUGAUCUUGCACUGACCAUUCGUCUGAAAAAGCUAGGACCUGAACACGUCGAUGUGGCGUAUAGUUACGAUAAUCUGGGUACUGUGCACUAUGCCCUUGGUGACCUGCCGCAGGCAAAAGAAUGUCAUGAUCGUGCACUUGCCAUUCGCCUGAAAACGCUCGGACCUGAACAUGUCAAUGUGGCAAAUAGUUACGAUAAUCUGGGUACUGUGCACAAUGCCCUUGGUGAACUACUGCAGGCAAAAGAAUGUUAUGAUCGUGCACUUACCAUUAAUCUGAAAAAGCUCGAACCUGAACAUGUCAAUGUGGCAUAUAGUUACAAUAAUCUGGGUGCUGUGCAUCAUGAUCUUGGUGACCUACAGCAGGCGAAAGUAUGUCAUGAUCGUGCACUUGCCAUUCGUCUGAGAAAGCUCGGACCUGAACAUGUCAGUGUGGCAUAUAGUUACAAUAAUCUGGGUGCUGUGCAUCAUGAUCUUGGUGACCUACAGCAGGCAAAAGAAUGUCAUGAUCGUUCUCUUUCUAUUCGUCUAAAAAAGCUCGGACCUGAACAUAUCAAUGUGGCAUAUAGUUACAAUAAUCUGGGUACUGUGCAUUAUGGUCUUGGUGACCUGCGGCAUGCAAAAGAAUGCCAUGAUCGUGCACUUGCCAUUCGACUCAAAAAGCUCGGACCUGAACAUGUCGAUGUGGCAUACAGUUACGAUAAUCUGGGUACUGUGCACUAUGCCAUUGGUGACCUGCAGCAGGCAAAAGAAUGUCAUGAUCGUGCACUUACCAUUCGACUGAAAAAGCUCGUACCUGAACAUGUCAUCGUGGCAUAUAGUUACAAUAAUCUGGGCGCUGUACAUCAUGAUCUUGGCGAUCUGCAGCAGGCAAAAGAAUUUCAUGAUCGUGCACUUACCAUUCGUCUGAAAAAGCUCGGACCUGAACAUGUCGAUGUGGCAAACAGUUAUAAUAAUCUGGGUGUUGUGUAUCAUGGUCUCGGGAACCUGAUGCAGGCAAAAGAAUAUCAUCAUCGUGCACUUACCAUUCGUCUGAAAAAGCUCGGACCUAAACAUGUAAAUGUGGCAAAUAGUUACAAUAAUCUGGGUGCUGUGCAUCAUGGUCUUGGGGACCUACAGCGGGCAAAAGAAUGUCAUGAUCGUGCACUUGCCAUUCGUCUGAAAAUUCUCGGACUUGAACAUGUCGAUGUGGCACAGAGCAGGUAAUUAAGUGUUAUCAACUGAGUUAAAAACGUUAAUUUGCCACCGUAAAGAGUGCAAAGGCUGACGUUUCGAGCCCAAAGGACAGCCCUUUGUCAGCCUUUUCACUCCUUACGGUGGCCAAUUAACGUUUCAACUCAGUUGUUUACACUAAGUUACCUGCUAUACUCUCCCACCGACGCAGCACCACAAUUUCUGUAGAAACUAACCCCCUUUAUUCGAUGUGGCACUUAGUUACGACAAUCUGGGUACUGUGCAGCAUUCCGUUGGUGACCUGCAGUGGGAAAAGAGUAUCAAGAUCAUGGACUGACCAUCCGUCUGAAAAAGCUCGCACCAGAGGAUAAUGAUGUGGUAGCCGUGCAGAAUAACUCACUGAUGGUAUAACGGAAAAGGGAGAUUGGACGAACGUCUACCAUAUCUCACAGAGUCGGUUGUAUGACAUUCUGAAUUAACUAUGUAUUUAGAAUAUAAACCCAAAAGUGCCAGACAUGAUACUUUUAGGACAGAACAUCAAUUUUUUGCCAGAAAACGAAAUUUGUUGGAGAAUAAGAUACUAUGGGAAAAAGGGAAUUCCAUAAAUACCAUAGCUAAGAGAAAAAGGAAAGGCUUUAAACUGUUUUACCAAAUCCGUCUCGUAUAUCUUUUUAUCUUUCGUUAGGAAAGUUUUCAAAUUUUACACAAAUUAAUACAAAAAAGGUAGCCUUAUUUGAAUUCCAAUGACCAAAAAUAGAAAUAGUCAAAAUAGGUUGCGAACCCUUUACACCCUGACAUCAGUAUCUAUAUUCUCCUUACUUUUCUCCAUACAUUUCCUUUGGUACUGACAAGGAGAUUUGUUUCAUCAAUCAAAGCUUCUUAGGUUGGUGAUCAUUUCCUUUAUUCUCGGGAUCUUAAUGAAUGAUUCAGCAGUAUUACUGUAAAAAGAAAUUAGAUGCUGUUCACUCUUGGAGUAUGGAGGGUUAGAACUAUGGCAGAAGUCAGCCUUUCCAUUAUUCCACCUCAUUUAAGUAUGACUUGAGUGUACAUAGUCUCGACUGUAAAUAGCAUAACGUAGGACUUCAUUAACUAUGCAUGUCAUAUCCCUGUUGUCUGCUUCAUCAGAAAUCUUAGUUUUCCU